CCAUUGGUGAGGUAUCGCAUCCUGCCUGGGAAGGACUGGAGCACCCCUGUACAACUCAUCACCUGGGGCCGAGGCUACGCCGCUGUCCAAACACCCGGAGGACCAGUGUGGGUACCUGUGAAGUACGUCAAGCCUCAUGUCGUGGCACAAGGGACUGAAGAACCCCAUACCGAGCUUCAACAUCAACCUGGCCGAGACCGAGACCGGCAUGCAGAACCGGAAGAGAGGACCGGGGGCUCAACCCCCUCCUGUGACCUGGGGAAUGAUAAAAAACCUAAGCCGACAGGCCACUGAUAUCGUGGAGAAAGAAGGCUUAGAAAAGACUCCUGAGAACUGUACGCUGGCACUAAUAGCAAGUUUGAAUGCCAAUUCUUUGUGUCUCAUCACGAUCUUCUGCUUACUAAUGGGGGUGGCGGGAGGCCAAAGUGUUUUUGCCCCGGGCCAGAACAUUUGGGAAACCCUUGCCCUAUCCAUCAACCAAACCUCCUUUUGCCUGUCCCAGCAACACUCAGUAGGGGAAGCGUUGAAUACAUGUCUCAUUCCUGUGUGUCACUCCUCUCAGGACAUCCAGAAUGAUACAUGGUUCUACACUGACCUUCCGGCUAAUCACUCCCUCAGAAGUCUGCAAUAUCAAUAUCACAAUUGGGGAAAACAGCAUAAGCGCUUGUUCCCCUUGGCCAUGCAUCUGCAGACUCCCGUCAUUGCAUCCCACAACGCGACUUGCGCUAGGAUGACAAGUUGCACAGACAAGUCUUGUGUCCACCUGGGCAGUAACCAUGAGCUCAAAUGCUCGACCCAGGUCCACGUCCCAUACAUUCAUCAGUAUGUGGAAUUACCAAGGGGAUGGUUCUGGACUUGUUCAGGUCACACGUUCAAUUAUAUCCCCGCAAACCUCACGGAUGGCACAUUGUGUUGCCUCAGCCGACUAACCCUCCUGCUGCCCCCACGGGAGCUGGGGGGCGAAAAUCGGCGAAGCAAACGCUCCGCAGGCUUGCAUACGCUGGAUGAGUCCUGUGAUUCCAGCGUCAAAAUCAUGUCCCCUGGUGAAUAUCUGGCUUUAGGGAUCUCCAUUGUGGGGGUCCCAGGGCUCGCCGUUGGCAGUGCCAAGACUAUUGGAAAGCUCGCCUGCUGGGCUGUCAAGAGCUUAAACACCACUUCUACUGCUAUCAGCUUGUUAAACCAGGAGCAGUCAGAGUUGAGGCGCGGGCUACUCCAAAACAGGGCUGCCAUAGACUACCUUCUGCUCCUUCACCAUAAGGAGUGUGAUGAGGUACCAGGGUUAGAGGGGAUGUGUUGUUUCACCAUCACUGACAAUAGACAGAGAAUAGACAGACAGCUAAAAACCAUGAAGGAACUCGCCCAGAGCAUAAGGAAGUCCAGCCUUGCAGAUUGGCUUUUGCAAAAGACAAUGACGACCACAGAAAAGCAACUGGUUGCAGGACUGUUUAUACUUAAUAUAAAAGAUAUUGCAGAAGAUGACUGGUCGGUCCUGUGA
Molecule: messenger RNA, 1495 nt
Organism: Sceloporus undulatus (fence lizard)
Lineage: Eukaryota; Metazoa; Chordata; Lepidosauria; Squamata; Phrynosomatidae
Exons: 3
Coding region: 137-1495 (452 amino acids)
Source: RefSeq, a predicted model, not a curated record